UUUUAUUAAAUAAAAUUACUUACAAUUAUAAAAAGAAAAUAAUUUAAAUAUUAUACGUUCGGUUCUCGCGAUCGGUUCGGUAAAUAUAACACAUAUUUAAAUAUUUUUAAUUGUAACAAAUAUUUAAAUGAAUUAAAAAAACAUAAUAUAAGUAAUUAAAAAUAAAAAUACUGUGCACUAAAUUAAAAUUGUUUUUUUUUUUUUUUAAUUUUUAAAACUAUUGCAUCAAUAUACCAUAGAAUAUAAGUUAUAAAACAAGAAGAGAGAAAUAUAAUAUAACAAGAAAAAAAAAUAUUAUUAUUUAAUAAAAUAUUGUAUAGUAAUGUGCCUGAAACAAUUUCAUUUAAAUAAAGAAAAGAAUUCAUUUGCAAAAAAGAAGAAAAAAAUAAUAAAGUAAAUAAAGAAAAAAAUAUAAAAUUCACAAAAAAAUUUAUUUAUAAAUAUUAAGUAUUUAAAAAAUAUACAUAUACAUACACAUAUAUUUUCAAAAAUUAAAAAUAUAUUUUCAAUGAAAAAAGGGAAAAAUUUUCAAAUUUUAAUUAAUUUAUAAUGGAAUAGUAAAAAAGUGAAAUUGAAGAAAGAAAAAAGGAAAAAUUUACAAGAAUUUUUUAAAUAAAAGCAAACAAGAAUAAUUUGUUUUUUUUCCAAAAUAUUUUUUCAAAAGUUAUUUUCUAUACACACAAAGAAAAUCUGUUUUUAAAAUUUUGAUUACAAGAAAAAAUUAAAUAAAAAGGAAAAUAUAGAAAAAAAAUAUUAACAAAAAUUAAAAGAAAAGAGAGAAAAUUAAAAAGUUUAACUGUAAAAAUAAAAUUUUAUUUUCAUUUUAAAUUUUUUUUUUUGUUGGUUUUGAUUUUGUGAGUCUUUAGUUUUUUUGUCCACUUUUUUGUUUUAUUGCAAAAGUGGCACAAGUCGGGCUUGAUACCGCUCCUAGAGCAUUAAUGGCUCAACCUAGGUACGAUGAUGGCCUGCAUGGCUAUAUGGACUCUAGUGCAGCAGCAGCGGCAAUGUAUGAUCCACAUGCUGGACAUAGGCCGCCUGGAUUACAAGGUUUACCGCCACAUCAUUCACCACAUAUGAGUCAUGCUGCAGCUGCAGCAACAGUUAAUAUGCAUGGAUAUCAUUCGGGACAUGGUACACCUAGUCAUGUAUCACCGGUUGCUAAUCAUUUAAUGGGGGGAAUACCAGAAGUACUUAAACGUGAUAAGGAUGCUAUUUAUGAGCAUCCACUUUUUCCAUUAUUGGCACUUAUAUUUGAAAAAUGUGAAUUAGCUACAUGUACGCCUCGUGAUCCUUCAAUGAAUGGUGAUGUAUGUUCGUCAGAAUCAUUUAAUGAAGAUAUAGCAAUGUUCAGUAAAUCGAUUCGUUCAGAAAAACCUUAUUACACAGCGGACCCCGAAGUAGAUUCACUUAUGGUGCAAGCAAUACAAGUACUUCGGUUUCACCUCUUAGAAUUAGAAAAAGUACAUGAAUUAUGCGAUAAUUUCUGUCAUCGAUAUAUAUCAUGUUUAAAGGGUAAAAUGCCAAUAGAUUUAGUGAUUGACGAACGGGACACCACCAAACCACCAGAAUUAAAUAGUUCAGCGAAUGGUGAAGGUCGUAGUAAUGCAGAUUCAACAUCACACACCGAUGGAGCUAGCACACCAGACGUUGUGAGUACCCCCUUCGCGGGAGCACAUGGUCCUAUAUUGGCGAGCUACAAUGCGGUGGUGCACCCAUGUUCGUAGUACGAUUCUGACCUUCUUGCAAAAACGAAGCGGGUGCUCACAAUGCCCUGGGAUUAAAGAUUUUUAAUUUAAAAAAAAAAAUAAUAAUAAUAAUUUAAAUUAAAACAAAAAACAAACAAAAAUAACAAACAAAAAAUUACAAAAAAACUAAUAUAAAAAAAAAAAAACAAAAAAAAAAAAUCAAAUAACUGAAAAAAAAAAUGCCACAAAAUUUAAAUUUAAAACAAAACAUUUAAAUAAAAAUUUUAAUAAUAAUUACUAAAAUUUAAAAUCCGAAGAUGUUAAAAAAAAAAAAAAUUCACUAAAAUCUUUAAAAUAAUAGAAAAACAAAAAAAAAAAAUUAAUGGGUUUUUAAAACUGACACGUAUAGAACAAGGAAUCCAAAAAAAACAUAAAAAAAAGGAUUAAAAACUCGUUUAUUCUCAAUUAUCUACAUUAUACAAUACACAAACAACAAUUACACAAUACAAAAUAUAAAACUUAAAAGUACACCCAGAAAAAUUAAUUGGCAAAUUUUUAAUAUUCAAAAGAAAAGAAAACAAAACAACGUCAAACAAGAAAAUUUAUAAAAAAAUUUUAAUUCUGUUAUUCUUCUGGUGGUUUCAAAUUUCAUUAACAAUUCAGAAUAUCAAAAAAAUUUCGUAUAACAAUAUCAUUCUCAAAGGAGACAUAGAACAAAAAAAAAAAUUAUUCUACACCAAUCACAUUAUGCUUUGGUUUACAAAACUCUUAAAUUGAUUUAAUUUUAUAUUUUAAUAAUUUUAUUUUUUUUUAAUUUUUUAUUUAAUUUUCUUCUUAAUUUUGUUUCAUUCACUACGUUUCAUUUACAAAAUUUUUUGUAGUUCUCCGUUUCUAUACGUGUGAGUUUAAAAAAUACAUUAACAAAAAAUUAAGAAAAUUUUCUCCGAUUUUUUUUUUCCAAGUAAAUUUAAGAAAAAUUUUUUUCAAAAUUAGUUUUUUUUUUUUUUGCUAACAAUUGCAACGAUAAAAUAAAAUUAAUAUUUUGAUUCAAAAAUGUACAAAACAAAAAAUAUAUAUAUAUACAUAUAAAUACAUACGUACAUAUGUAUAAGUAUAUAUGUAUAAAAUUAAAAUUCGAUUUCAAAAAAAAAAAACAAAAAAAAAAUUGUGUUGUAAAGAAAAAAAGUUGAACAAAAAAAAAAAAUUGGAAACUACUUAAUAAAAUAAGUGCACAUCAUUUAUACUUUUGGACAAUAAGAAAAUUGAAACGAUAAAAGCGCAAGUCAAGAAAAUAUCGAAAAUGCAAAAGAAUUGAAACUAAAAAUGAGAAACUUCGUUUUUGCAAGAGGCCCAUAUAUUAUAGCUCGCCAAUAAUUUUUUUAAAAUAUUAUUAAAUGUUUUUAAUUAAUUUUUUUAUUCUUUAAAAUAAAAAACAACAUAAAAAAAUAUUUUUUUUUUUUUUUUCAUUAAAUUUAAAAUUUCAUAAUAUUAUUAAAUUUCUUAUCUCAACAACAUUUAUGGUGAAUGUUGGGUGUGUGGUUGAUUACACACGCUAAUCAUUUGAUCAAGCGUGUGAGGUGUCAUUAUCGUGUUAAAAUUGUGAAAAAUUAAAAAAAAAUAUUUUUUUUUUUGUUUCAUAAUUUUAAUAUUUUGAAUAAAACUAGAAUUAUUUUUGGUGCAAAAAAAAUAAUUAAUUUUUAAAUAAAAGUGUUUAAUUGCUCCAAAAAAUUUUUUUUUUAGAUUUUUAAGAAAAAAAAUAUUUUUUUCUGUUGUUGUUUUUUAAGUAUUGUUUUUAAUUUUUUUUUUUUUUAGAAAUCUUUAUAAUUUUCUUUUAUCUUUUUUUUUUGUGUUCUGCAUGUUGUACAAAUAUUUGAAUUUAUUUCCAAUUCCAGUUAAUUAAUUAAUUAUAUAUAUAUAUAUAUACAUAUAAAAUAAUUAAUUGAUGAACUAAAGGAAAAUUAUUCUUAUAUGUAAAAAAAAAAAAUAAAUUAAUAAUUAGCUUUUGUUCGCAUACUAAAAUUUUUUUAAAGCUUUCAAUAAUAUAAUAUUAAAUUGUGACCAGGUAAAUUCCAAUGAAUUAAUUUUAAUAUUAUCCUUAUAAUAUUCAUAGAAGCAUUCAUCCUCACGUUCUUCUUCCCCCUAAAAAUUAUAUUAAAAAAUUUUUUAGAAAAAUUAUUUGUGUUUAUUGUACGUUUGAAAAUUAAUUUAAAUUUUAUUUAAAUUAUAAUUUUCAAUUCAAUAAUUUAAUUGUUAUACGACUUUACAUAGGUCUGUUCUUUUGCGUCUAUUGAAUUUCUUUGUAUUUACUCAUAUAAAGAAUAUUCUUCAAGUUCGAAAAUCUUUUAUUGUUUAUUAAAAUAACUCGGUUGUUAUAGUCAACUGGUAAAUAACUUAAUGUUUAAAAAUAAAUAAGUGUUUUUUAUAUUUGGUAUACUGAAAUUAUUUAUAAAAUUUAAAAAAAAUUAUUUAUAAAUAUAAAAUUUAUUUUAAGUACAUACAUAUGAACAUAUAUGUAUAUGUAUUUGGUGUCUAUUUGCUGAAAGUAUGGCUCUUGCAAAACAAAAAACAAAUUUUUUUCACAAGUUUAUUGAUAACAAAAAAUUAAUAUUAAAUGCAUUUAUUUUGUAAUUGGGUACCAUUAUCAGAUGAAUAUUUUUGAUUCUACAAGCAUGUUAUAUACGUCCAUAUAUAAGGUUAUUUUCCAAGUUGUAUUGUAUAUGAUGAUUUAUGCGCAAUAUAUAAGCUUAAUUAUUUAUGAAGAAAAUGACUGCUUGGUAAACAUUUUUGUUAUUUUAAUAAAUUUUCAGCAUACAAAAUUAAUCUGGGGCAGAAAAUUUUACUUUAACUAAAUUGUUUCUUACAAUUCUUAAGGACAGAUGUUGUUUAAUAUUGUUGUAAUAAUAACAACGUUAUGUCAAAGUAUAAGUAAAAUUUUUAAUGAAAUUUUUCAAAAUUUUCGAAAAUUCUUACAAGAAUUAUUACAAAAUCUUAUUUUCACAAAUCUCAAUUAUAAUUAUCAAAAUCAUUUAUUAAAUUUAUAUUCAAUUCAGUUUGAUACUUAAAAUU
Condylostylus longicornis is the source of this 4751-nucleotide messenger RNA. RefSeq names its product homeobox protein homothorax (gene hth). Gene Ontology annotation, molecular function: RNA polymerase II cis-regulatory region sequence-specific DNA binding; DNA-binding transcription activator activity, RNA polymerase II-specific. The transcript is spliced from 6 exons. Gene Ontology annotation, biological process: animal organ morphogenesis; eye development; positive regulation of transcription by RNA polymerase II. The record is from RefSeq and is a predicted model, not a curated record. Bases 939 to 1724 code for a protein of 261 amino acids. NCBI's taxonomy places the organism in Eukaryota, Metazoa, Arthropoda, Insecta, Diptera, Dolichopodidae.